UCCUUUACUGCUACAUAUCUACUGUAGGUAUGUCAAGUGUGUUUCUUUCCUAUUAAUUUUCGUGUAUUUUAAAGAAUUUGCACCAAAUAUCCACGCCAUAUGAGACGCAUUUUUUUCGAUAUGGGUAUAACAUUAAUUAUCCGUCCAUGUAACAUAGAUAUUAAUAGGAGAUGGUUCACUGAUUUCAACUUGAAGGAACCUUUAUUUCUUAUAUAUUUUGAUUUGACAGUGUGAAUAGCAGUUCUGUCCAGAUAAUUUGGGGAUUCCAUACUUCAAAUUAUUGUUUAUUUUCUACGGUUCCUUGGUGAUUAUUGUUGUAAGUGAUCCUUUCGUUCCUAUGUUGAUUUAACAGUGUGAAUAUCAUUUUUCUCCUGAUAGUUUGAAGAUUUUGUCAGUUUUGUGCAUAUAAUAUAGAGAUUCCUUACUUCGUAAUAUUGCUUAUUUUCUACAGCUUCUUGAUUAUUAUUGGUACAUGAUGUCUCCUAAGGGAAGAAAGCAUUGUCGAAGUUUACCUCCUGACGUCCUUAGCAACCUUCCUGAUACUGUAAUCGAUGUCAUUCUGAUGCAUUUGCCUUACAAAGAUGUUGUGAGGACAAGUGUCUUAUCGAAGAAAUGGAGGUAUAACUGGUGUAGACUUACAGAGUUGACGCUUGAUGGAUCUCUUUGGGAAACACAAAAGGAUCUACUAAACCCUACAACUAAAUUUACAAAGAUUAUCGACCAUCUUUUGACCCUUCAUGAAGGACCCAUUACUAAGUUUAAGCUCGACAUUCCUACCCUGGAAGGAUGUCCUAAGAUAGACAGCUUCAUAUAUUUCCUAUCUAGGACAAACAUUCAACAUCUUGUUCUUCACCUUCCACGGAGAAAGCUAUACAAAUUGCCUUCUUCACUUUUCAUAUGUUGGCAGCUGAGACAUCUAAAUCUUCAUAAUUGCCUAAUACAUUCUCCAUUGGCCUUUGACGGAUUUGAUAAGUUAGUCAGUCUGGAACUAUGUAGAGUCAUAAUUUCUUCUGAAUUGCUCGAAAGUUUAAUAUCUCAUAGCCCGUUGCUUGAGCAGUUGGUGCUGAAAAUAUCGGAAACUUCAAACAUAAUUGAAAUUAAUGCCCCAAUGCUGAGAUCCUUUGAUUUCACUGGCAAUAUAAGUUUUAUCUCUUUAAAGAAUGUCCCUCUUCUGUCAAAAGCAUCUCUGAUAAGUAAGAGUUCUUCUACGGAGGCAGAGAAUUUUGAUUAUGUGAAGUUUUUCGAGUCUUGUUCUGCUCUCGAGCACCUACUCUUGAACUUUGGUUAUAGCGAGGUAGAUGUUGCUUCAUGAUUUCAUUGUUUGCACUUCCACAAAUGGAACUUCUUUUGGGUUGAGUCAUGUUGAAUUUUGGUAGUAUUUUCCUAGUUAUUUGCAGAUGAAGCGCCAACAAGGCUUCCCAUUUAUCUUAACCUUGUCAAACGUUUUCACCUGCCUGAUAUUCUGCUGAAGGAAUCAUAUAAGCUCUCGUGUGCUCUCUGCUUGUUAAGAAGCUUCCCAUAUUUGGAAUAUCUCAAAAUUGAGGUUUUUAAUGUGUGGCCGGUAUUCCUCUUUCUUUAUUUCUUUCUUUGUUUACUUUUUGCUGGUUUUUCUUCAUGCUUCUUAGAUCCUCAAUAAUUUGAGAGUUGCUUCUUGUUAUCUUUUUAGGUUUACAAUGAAGAUAGUAUUCAAGAAUCCCUUGACUUCGAACAUUUCUCAAAUGUCACAUUUAAUCACCUCAGAAAAGUUACGCUAGUAAGGUUUGGAGGAACAACGCCUGAAAUGCAGCUUAUCAAGCUUUUGUUAGCCAAGGCCCCAGUGUUGGUGAAAAUGGUAAUCUAUCCAGUAUUUUAUCUUGACACAAGAUCAGAAACACUCGCUGAGCUAUCCAAAUUUCGGCAUGCAUCACCUACAGCAGAAAUAGACUAUCAUAUGGAAGUUAAAACGGAAUAGGUAGAAACAAAUGCCGAUGUAGUAGUAUAACAUUGUGUCUUGCCUUUCCGUAGUAAGAUAAAGAGACAAGUGAUUAUCUGUUUGGGAGCAUGAGCAUUUUUGGAUGGAUGUUUUGAUUAGUUUGUUCUGUAAUAACAUUGUCAUUACACGUUUAAGGAUUUUUUUACAUUUUAGUGCCUGCUCAUGAACGAUUUGUGGAAUUUACAUACACAAGAGUUGAUACUGUGGUGGUAUUUUUCAUUAUUAUUUUUUAAGG
Molecule: messenger RNA, 2207 nt
Organism: Lycium barbarum (goji berry)
Lineage: Eukaryota; Viridiplantae; Streptophyta; Magnoliopsida; Solanales; Solanaceae
Product: F-box/FBD/LRR-repeat protein At1g13570-like
Exons: 1
Coding region: 473-1312 (279 amino acids)
Molecular function (GO): protein binding
Source: RefSeq, a predicted model, not a curated record